GAUGGCUGACGAUUUAGACGACGAUUUUUAUAUAUCAGAACCAGUUGUUGCUGAUGAAGGAGAAGGAGACAGUGGAAAUGAUAUUAAUGAUAAAGUAAGUGAAGAUGAAAAUCAAACAGUUUCUGAAAUAACUUCACUACCUAUUAAAAGACCAAGCAGUCACAUUUCACCAGUAGAUGACCAACCACCUAAAAAGAAGAAAAAAAGAAAAAGAAAGAGAAUUACAGAAGAAUUAGCUAAAAAUAAACCAACCAAUGCCAAAAAAGAUGAUCUAUUUAAUUUUGUCCAUUCUAAUUUUGAUGGAAAACUAUCUUCUGUGGAAUGGGAUGACUUAAAAUUGAACACUGACAAAGAUGUGUUUGAAUCAAAUCAAAAGGGAAAACCUCCCAGUGAAUACUGUCAAGAAAUUCUACCAAAAUGGGAAAAAAUGUUACAAACACCUUUAAAGGCAGGUUCUCCAUUAGUAAUAGUCUUAACCGCAUCAGCUAUUCGAGCUGUAGAAUUAAAUAGAGAUCUAAAUGAUUUUAAGACAAAAAAGUGUAAAACAGCAAAAUUAUUUGGAAAACAUUUGAAGGUGUCAGAACAACAACAAUAUUUAUCUAAAAAUAUUUGCCAUGUAGCAGUUGGUACUCCAUUACGUGUUCUAAAUCUCAUCAAAUCAGAAUCUUUAAAAUUAAAUAAAUUAGUAGCAGUAAUAUUAGACUGGAAUAAACGGGAUGUGAAAUCAAAGCGUAUGAUUGAUAUACCAGAAGUUAAACAGGCAUUAUUAGACUUAUUAAAAGGUGGUUUAGUAUCAGCUGUUCAUAAUUCACAGUCAAAGUUUGCUAUUUUAUAGUAGUAUAGUUUAUAAAGAUGUUUUAUAUUGAAUGUUGUUGGAUUAACUCCCUAGCUCUUAUUCCUCUUUGGGCUGCUCCAAACUGCCAGUCGCAAACCAUUGAACAGAAAAGGACGUUUUACCUUUCUAAAAAAAAUUUCAUUGUUCAACUUCC
This is a messenger RNA of Lottia gigantea (owl limpet), 989 nucleotides long. RefSeq lists its product as hypothetical. The record is from RefSeq and is a predicted model, not a curated record. Gene Ontology annotation, cellular component: nucleus; 90S preribosome. NCBI's taxonomy places the organism in Eukaryota, Metazoa, Mollusca, Gastropoda, Lottiidae. The annotation marks the transcript as partial. The transcript is spliced from 6 exons.